AAUCCGACUGUUUACCUUGGUUCAAGUACUUCUCAGUAGUCCUUUGAAUUAUUCUUGAUUACUAUCAACCUACCAUGUCUUUAUCAAAACAUGUCAAGCCCGAGCAACUUCUCAAAUCUGUUAAAGAACAUAAACAUCAAAAAUUGACUGAGAGAGAGAACCAUCAUCAGGUUGCAAACGCUUACGGCUCUCGGUAUUUGAACCAAGAAGUACCAAAGUACCAACUCCCACACACAGGUAUCAAUGCAGAUGCGGCCUACCAGCUUAUUCAUGACGACCUUGAAUUGGAUGGAAGAGAGACAGCAAAUUUGGCUAGUUUUGUUCACACCUGGGCUCCCGCUCAAGCCACUAAGCUUUGUAUGGAGAAUAUUGGAAAAAAUCUUAUUGACCAGGACGAAUAUCCCCAAACACAGGCUCUUCACACGCGCUGCGUGUCAAUGCUCGCGCAUUUGUGGCACGCACCAGAAUCUAAAAAUGCGAUUGGAACGGCAACCACGGGAUCAUCUGAAGCUAUCCAAUUAGGUGGGUUGGCCAUGAAGAAAGCCUGGCAAGCCAAACGCAAAGCAGCUGGGAAAUCUAUCCAUGAACCAGGGCCUAAUAUUGUGAUGGGAGCAAACGCUCAGGUCGCUUUAGAAAAAUUUGCAGCUUACUUCGAUGUGGAGACGAGACUAGUACCUGUGUCGGAAGCAACUAACUACUGCCUUGAUCCCAAACGGGCUAUGGAAUAUGUUGACGAGAACACCAUAGGAGUAUUCGUGAUUCUCGGAAGUACCUAUACUGGUCAUUAUGAACCAGUCAAAGAGAUGUCAGACCUGCUCGACGCCUAUGAAGCUGAAACGGGUAUAUCGGUUCCAAUCCAUGUGGAUGGAGCGUCAGGAGCUUUUGUCGCACCGUUUGCUCAUCCUGAUUUAUUAUGGGACUUCAAGAUUCCUCGAGUGGUUUCUAUCAACGCCUCUGGGCAUAAGUUUGGCCUCACCUACGUAGGCUGUGGUUGGGUGGUCUGGCGUGAUCACGCACACUUACCCAAAGAAUUGGUUUUUGAAUUACAUUAUUUGGGAUCAGUGGAAUAUUCAUUUUCGUUGAAUUUCUCACGACCAGCACAUCCUAUCAUCAACCAAUAUUUCAACUUUAUACAACUCGGAUUUGAAGGAUAUCGAGGGAUUGCCUUGAAUGAUCUGUCCAAUGCUAGAUUAUUAUCUCGGGCCUUGGAAAGAAGUGGAUAUUAUAAGGUGAUAUCCGAUAUUCACCGCAAGAAGACUGAUGUUGGGAAACCUCGCGAUCAAACGCAUGGCUGUACUGAUGCUCAAUACGAGGAAUUUGUCCCUGGAUUGCCUGUUGUUGCCUUUUGUUGGACUGAUGAAUUCAAAGCCAAGUAUCCCGGCUUGAAGCAAAAAUGGAUUCAAACGUUGUUGCGCGCCAGAGGAUGGAUUGUGCCAAAUUAUGAACUCCCCCCUGAGCUUGAAAAGCAAGAGAUUCUACGAAUCGUCGUUAGGGAAUCUUUCUCUCAGGAACUCGUUGAUAACGUCGUUGUUUCAAUUAUGGAGGUUACAGAAGCCCUGGUGAGCAACCUUACCCGCUCUUUCUACCGACUAAAAGAGUCGACAUCGUAUGAUAUCUAA
Molecule: messenger RNA, 1619 nt
Organism: Melampsora larici-populina 98AG31
Lineage: Eukaryota; Fungi; Basidiomycota; Pucciniomycetes; Pucciniales; Melampsoraceae
Exons: 19
Coding region: 75-1619 (514 amino acids)
Biological process (GO): L-glutamate catabolic process
Cellular component (GO): cytosol
Molecular function (GO): pyridoxal phosphate binding; glutamate decarboxylase activity
Source: RefSeq, a predicted model, not a curated record